CUUUCGUUAGUCUGGCAACUCUGCGUUCCCGCACCAUUCGCCUGCAAAUAAAUCGGAAAUAUGCAGUGUUAAAAUAGCGAAAAACUAGUUGGCAAACCGACUCGAUAAGUGCGGAAACUAAGAGUUAGCAGUACAAAAUUAAAUGUUUCGCGCUAUCUUCGAGCCAGCUCAGAAGCAGCCGCUCCCUAACUGAGAGAGCGGAAAACCCAGCUCUGGCCACUUGCUCCUCCAGAUCCUCCUUCUGCUCUGCUCCUCCUAAUCCUUCCCCGUCAGUUCCGGCCUCCACAUGACAGACGGCGAACAGCAGGAGGCGCUGGUCAAACGGGCCGAGGACGAGCGCGAGGACAUCUUCCGCCGCUACGAGCUGGGCCUGGAUCCCAGCAACGUGGUAGACUCCUGGGAGAAUCCCACCUUUGAGAUCUAUCACAGGACUGACAAAUAUGGCUUCAUGCACGACUCCCGCCUGCCGACGACGCGGGAUGCACAGGAGGUGCAUCGCACCAAGAUCGAGCUGGAGCGGGACAAGAAGUGGAUGAAGAUGCUCAACCAGUGGCCACCGCCCCAGGACAAGCUGCAUAAGCGUGUAUACAAAGGCAUACCGGAUCGUGUGCGCAUGGUGGCCUGGAAUAAGCUGCUGAAUGUCCAACAUUCGAUCGACAGCAAUGCUGGCGUUUAUCCACGCAUGCUGCAACUGGCCAGGAAAUAUUCCACGGAGACGCGUCAGAUCGAUGCGGAUGUGAAUCGUCAGUUUCGCGACAAUCUUGCCUUCCGAGAGCGCUACAGCGUGAAGCAGUGCUCGCUGUUCAACGUCCUUAACGCCUACAGUAUCUACAACUCGGAGCUGGGCUACUGCCAAGGCAUGGCCUGUGUGGCCGGCGUGUUGCUGCUCUACUUAAACGAGGAGGAGGCCUUCUGGGCACUGAACAGCCUGAUCACAGACCAAAAAUACGGCAUGCACGGCCUGUUUAUUGAGGGAUUCCCCAAGCUGACGCGAUUCAUUGACCACCACGAUCGGAUAAUGUCGAAGAUAAUGCGCAAACUACACAAGCACUUUACCAAACACAACGUUGACGCUCUGUUAUACGCCAUUAAGUGGUUCUUUGUCGUCUUUGUGGAGCGGGUCCCUUUCAGUUUGAGUCUGCGUGUAUGGGACAUUUUUAUGUUAGAUGGAGAUCGUGUUAUUUUAUCUAUGGCCAUCACCAUUUUGUAUCUUCACAAAGACGAGUUGCUGCGCCUAAAGGACAUGGACGCCAUUAUAGAGUAUUUGCAAGUAAAGCUGCACAAGAAUUUCGGCUACAGUGACGACGACGCUAUUCAGGCACUGGAACGAGUGAUGAAGAAGCUCAAGGACCUCAAGCUGGACGUGCCGCCGCCAGCCAAGUCGAACGAGUUCCCCACCCGCAAACUCGGUGUAUUUGUGGAGGCGGACAUGGAGAAGAAGAUCGGGCGCAGACGCAACGAUUACACAGACGCGGAGAAGCAAGUCAUAACAGAUGUGAUAUCAAGGCAAGAACAAAACGCGAUUGAGGUUCAAUCCACAGUGUCCUACGAAACGUCGGAGUGCGCCACGGUUACGCUUACUGUUCCCGAGGAUUCCCACUCAAUACGAAGUUCGCUUGCAGGUACUUCAGUUGCCUCGCACGGCUCGUCGGAGACAAUGUCACUGGAGGACAAUAAUAUCCACCUGAGGACCGCCAACAUGCUGCAGAACACUCCGCAGCGUGAGAUGCUUCUUGGCACCUGACGUCAGCUGCCGCCUGCGUUUUCCACGGCGCAGGCAGCUGCAGAUAAUCGACACCCACUAACCACAGCCACCUCUACGGGAUUAGGCGUAGCAGGAGCUUCGGGAGCUAGUCCCAAUUCUUCGCCAAGAGCCACACCCACACCGCCGCCCGUGCCGCCGAGAUCGCCUCUGGCGCUGGGAUGACUAGCAAAGCAAAAGGCGGCGGCAAACCGGAGCUAGACAACCUAGUUCCUGGUGCUCGCCGUCGCCUGCCUUUGUUUAGCCUUAAGUAUUCUAGACCUGCCACCGCUGAAACCACUCUUAGGAGCCGUAGCAUUAGCCGGCAUCAAGCUUCCAGGAGUCUAGAGUUACAGCCUUUGUAAAUACGCUGCGGGAGAACAAACUGUGCUUGCAGAGAAACUUCGUGCACGACUUGGUAGUGAAUACCUAUGCUGGGAUAGAUGCGCCAAACUACACUUACAACAGUUUCGAGUUGAACAAUUAAUACAAGCAAUCGAGAAUUACAUACGCAAAAUGAUAGUGGAACAAACAAUAUUUAAGCAAGAGCAAAUCGUAUCUAAUACAACUACAAAGCGGUUAGAAAUCUAUUAUAUGCAUAUUGAAUUCAACUCAAAAAUAUAUAUUAUAAAAAUUGUUGUAAAUUGUACUUGUAUAUACGUACCGAAAAAAAUACAAAGCAACGUUAAAAAGUUACGUCCAUGAAAUGCAAACGAAUGUAAAGGCGAAAGGCAACCAAAUAUAAAUUAAAAUCGAAUGAUUACUCUAGAUAUAUGUAUAGUUAUACCAGCAUAGCAGAACAAACUGACAAGUGAAUUAAGUAUUUAUAAUUAAUUUCAUGAUUAACCUUUACACGAACAUGAAUCACUAGCUUAAGUUUCUCAGCAAACGGAAUUAUGUUAAAUUAAGUUUAAAUUAUGUUCAAAAACGUUUCAAAAUAAAACUGUCAACUGAAGCUAAGCUAA
This is a messenger RNA of Drosophila elegans, 2706 nucleotides long. RefSeq names its product USP6 N-terminal-like protein (gene RN-tre). The record is from RefSeq and is a predicted model, not a curated record. The transcript is spliced from 7 exons. Lineage: Eukaryota; Metazoa; Arthropoda; Insecta; Diptera; Drosophilidae. Bases 287 to 1744 code for a protein of 485 amino acids.